AUGGCUGGGAGAAAUUGGACAACAGUGAGCGAGUUUGUCCUCCUUAGCUUCUCUGCCCUGCAACCCCAGCUUCAAGUGUUGCUUUUCCUACUGUUUCUGACCAUUGAACUUAUUACCCUGAUGGGCAAUGCCCUUAUUAUAUUGGUCACUACAGCUGACUCUGGCUUGCACAGUCCAAUGUACUUCUUCCUCAGGAACCUGUCUCUCUUAGAGAUUGGCUUCAACUUGGUCAUUGUUCCCAAAAUGCUAACAACUCUGAUUGUUCAUGACAUGAGCAUCUCUUUCCUGAAUUGUGCUGUUCAGAUGUAUUUCUUCUUCUUUUUGGGGGCUUCAGAAUGCUUUCUGCUGGCAGCCAUGGCCUAUGACCGCUAUGUGGCCAUCUGUGACCCACUGCGCUACCCAGUCAUCAUGAGCCCCAAGGCUUGUGUGCGGCUGGCUGCUGCCUCCUGGUUAUCGGGACUUCCCGUGGCCACAGUACAGACCACGUGGCUCUUCAGUUUCCCAUUCUGUGGCUCUAACCAAGUAAACCACUUUUUCUGUGAUAGCCCCCCUGUGCUGAAAUUGGUCUGCGCAGACACAGCACUCUUCGAGAUCUAUGCCAUCGUAGGAACUAUUCUGGUUGUCAUGGCCCCCUGCUUAUUGAUCUUGGGCUCUUAUGUUUGUAUCGGUUCUACCAUCAUCAAGAUGCCUUCAGCUGAAGGAAAACGUAAGGCCUUUUCCACCUGCUCUUCCCACCUCCUUGUUGUCUCCCUUUUCUAUGGAUCUGCUAGCCUUACCUAUUUCCGACCUAAGUCCAAUAACUCCCCUGAGAGUAAGAAGAUGCUGUCCCUAUCCUACACGGUGGUCACCCCGAUGUUGAACCCUAUCAUCUAUAGCCUAAGGAAUAAGGAGGUGAAGACCACACUUUAUCACAUUCUCCACAGAAGUCUAGGAUCCCAUAAACAUUGA
Messenger RNA from Antechinus flavipes (yellow-footed antechinus), 948 nucleotides. Its product is annotated as olfactory receptor 10A5-like. Gene Ontology annotation, biological process: G protein-coupled receptor signaling pathway. Bases 1 to 948 code for a protein of 315 amino acids. The record is from RefSeq and is a predicted model, not a curated record. Lineage: Eukaryota; Metazoa; Chordata; Mammalia; Dasyuromorphia; Dasyuridae. The transcript has a single exon. Gene Ontology annotation, molecular function: G protein-coupled receptor activity; olfactory receptor activity. Gene Ontology annotation, cellular component: membrane.